AUGCACUCCUCUCUAACCCGCAUCCAGUCGGUAUUCGGCUUCUUCACCACAGUCGCAUUGGUUGUCAGCGCAUUUGCCGCUAUAUCAGUCCUGCUCUUUCCAGCAGAUGAGACUAAUGCCUCCGUACAGCUGAAGAACGUCCAGGUCGUCAAAGGUCGACCACACUACCACUCGACCAAACGCGAAGAAUACGCCUCCUUCCGAUUCGACCUCGACGCCGAUCUCAGCCCACUCUUCAACUGGAAUACCAAGCAGCUCUUCGUCUACGUAUACGCGACCUACUCAUCAUCCGAUAAAGCAGACUCACAAGUCCACGACUCUGAAGCCAUAAUCUGGGACGUGAUCAUCCCCGCGACACCGUCACCGUACUCCUUUGAUGUCCUGAAAGACCGCGUAACAGCACUCCUCCCGGCCUCGCUCUCAUCAUCCUCCGCGUCAGCCGCGAGACGGAACAAGAACCGCAUUGCGAAGAAAACUAAGGCAUCCAAGAAGGCCGAGACCGUCAAUCCCGGUGUUUUGAGGCUGCGUGGCCAGAAGGGCAAGUACCAGAUUAGUGAUAUUACUGGACAUCUUGCGGAGCGCCAGAACGUGACUCUCCACGUUGGGUGGAAUGUUCAGCCGUGGGUUGGGGCCUUGUUCUGGGCUCCUGGGACUGGGGCUGUGCCGCGGACUGCGGGGACAGUUGUCAGUAGUGAGGUUUUUGAUUACCCUGAGUUGAAGGGGAAUAAGAAGGCUGCUGCUGAGGCAAAGGCUAAGGCUGAGACGGCGAGCGUAUAG
Messenger RNA from Penicillium soppii, 777 nucleotides. RefSeq names its product signal peptidase complex subunit SPC3. Gene Ontology annotation, biological process: protein targeting to ER. NCBI's taxonomy places the organism in Eukaryota, Fungi, Ascomycota, Eurotiomycetes, Eurotiales, Aspergillaceae. Gene Ontology annotation, cellular component: membrane; signal peptidase complex. The transcript has 2 exons. The record is from RefSeq and is a predicted model, not a curated record. Bases 1 to 777 code for a protein of 258 amino acids.